AUGGAAGAGGUUGGAAGGCCGGAAGAGCUGAUGAUCAAUCGAGCCACAAGGCUUUGGAAGGACACAGGCGACAUUGCAAGCGCUCUUGGGUAUCUAGCGGUUUUCUGGUCCACCGUCGUGCUCCUCGGUGGCUUCGUCGGUGAUCUGCUGCUCAAGGAGUUCUGGGUUCUCACUGCACUCAGCAUCAUCAUGUCAUUGAAGAUGAUUAAAUUUGGUAUCUACGAGGUUGGUACAAAUGUUUACAUGGAAGAAAUUUAUAUUAUCACUGAUAUUCUCCGCCGACGGAAACGGACUGAGGAGCGCAAGUAUUCUGUUAUCUUUAUUGUGCUGAGUGUGAUGCUUGUAGUGAAGCGGGUUUUCUUGUGUCUUUUAGCUUUGGUCUAUCUUGUUUCCCCAGUUGUGAACCUGGGGGUUUCAGUGUGGCGUCUUGUAAGACGAGAUUAUGGUGAUGCGGGUGGAGAUAUCCCCAAUAGAGCAAAACUGAUGGCCGCACUGGACAUCUUCUAUGCUCUAAUUCUGUUGCAGAGUUUAUUCGCCUUCUACUUUUUAGUUAUUGACUCCUAUCUUGGAUAUAGCAUGAAAUCGAUGAACAAACACACUGGAUUAUUUGAAGAAUGGGGUUCAAAAGUAAUUGGUAUGUAUCAACGUGAAACAGAAAGGAAAUUAAAAGAGAGCAGGGAGCUGCCAGGCAAUUGGAACUUGAUUGCAUACGGUGUUGAGUUGCUCCAGUCUGCAUCUGAGGAUGACCGUCUAUGGGGAGCAAGGGUAUUAGACAGCUUGUGCUUGUUUGAUAAGGAGCUACUAUCUGUAAGGGGGGAGCUACUAUCCUCCAGGCUCUCUAUUAAGAACCUGAUCGGCAUGAUUGGUCUGAGAAGCACAGAUAAGAUCGAGAACAAAGAGCGUGCCACGAGGAUUGUUGCUCAUCUUGCCAGUGACCUCCAUAUAACACACCUCCCAGGUACACUACAAUGCAUUUAUUCCCUACUUGAAUGUUGUAAGCAAUAUGGUGAGCCACUAGUUAUUCGUCCAUUGGAGAAUCCUCAACAGGGACUUCCUCAUCCUGAUACAAAGGAUCAGCAUGGGUCACUGGAAACACCCGAGCAUCAAGGUGAUUUCCUCAUAGUGUCGAUGCCAAACAAAACUGACCAUAGAUAUGAACAAGUCAUUAGUUCAUUACCUACCUGGUUAGUCAAGAAAGCAACAACAAUGUUAGGUAAAUUAAUCAAGAAAUUAUAUGAGUUGACGGAACCUCCUAAGCCCUACAGCCACCCCUAUAAAACUAUAGGAACCAAAGAGCUGAUUGCACAUGGCCUGAUGAUUCUUGAGGGGCUCACACAAGAUCAAGUAAACUGUACAGAGAUAAUCAAACACCAAUUGCUACUCUCUGAGAUCACAUCACCACUGAGAAGGCAUGACUUUCUCAGCAAUGUGCGAGACUGCAGAAUGGUUGAAAUUCUGAGCAGAUCACUCACUGUGGUGAGCAGGCUGCUUGGCAGUCUUGGAGACGGUGCCACAAGUCUACGCCAGGAGUUGGUGAGUAACACGGAAGCUAUCAGCAAUCUGAUGGGUAUUUUGGAAACUGACAGCAAAGGCGCCCAAAAACUGCAUGAUAAAGCCAUUGAGAUCUUGACAGAGUUAGCCUUUGAUGGUUCUUUCCAAAAACUAGAUUUCAACAAGCUUUUCGAUGCUCUGCUAUGCAUCUUCCUUGAUGAAGAGACCAGCAAUACUAUAGCAGAACAAGCAGAAAAAGAUAAAGCCACCAAACUGAGGGUAAAAGCAGGGGAAGCACUGGCCACAUUGCUUCCUGUUUGCUCUACAAGAUAUGCUAAUGUUGCUGAUAUACUUCCCGAGCAAGAGGCAAUCAACCUAUUGACCAAGGUGCUUGAUCAAAUAGUAUCUAGUAAAAUGGGAACUACUGCAGUUGAAGCCAAAGGGGAUUCUACAAGCAAUGAAAAGCAAUCCGAGGAAGAAAAAUGUUUGGCAGCCAUGUUAUCCCUGGCCGUAGUGAUAUGCAAUGAAAAUGUGAUCAAUAAAGAAGAUUCUGUUGAUGCCAGCCCUAAAGAUGCAUCGCUGGUGAAGAAGCUCAAGGAGAUACUUGAAUCAAACAAGCGCAGAUCGGCUGAGUGUUUGAUGAUAGUGAAGCUCAUCUGCCAGGUGGUCAUAGCCAUGACUAAAGUAAAGCACAGCUGUAUCGAACAGUUCAAUGAACAUAAUUUCACAGAAGCACUUACAAAGGCGUUGGAAACCAUGUCGGAGGUUGAUGACUGCACGCUCUUUACUGGGAAUGACCGUGAGGUGAUCAAGCCUGCCAGAUCUCUCUCUUGUCUUGUGAAGGAAGCACAGGAACUCCUGCAGACAGCAUAA
Molecule: messenger RNA, 2364 nt
Organism: Miscanthus lutarioriparius
Lineage: Eukaryota; Viridiplantae; Streptophyta; Magnoliopsida; Poales; Poaceae
Source: the annotation of a GenBank genome assembly